Messenger RNA from Hipposideros armiger (great roundleaf bat), 800 nucleotides. Its product is annotated as lipopolysaccharide-binding protein-like. The transcript is spliced from 8 exons. Bases 35 to 721 code for a protein of 228 amino acids. The record is from RefSeq and is a predicted model, not a curated record. Gene Ontology annotation, molecular function: lipopolysaccharide binding. Lineage: Eukaryota; Metazoa; Chordata; Mammalia; Chiroptera; Hipposideridae. Gene Ontology annotation, biological process: lipopolysaccharide-mediated signaling pathway; defense response to Gram-positive bacterium; macrophage activation involved in immune response.
CACAGCCAGCCAGGUUUACCACCAGGCUGGGCACAUGAACUUCACCAUCCGAAAUGAGCACAUACAGAACCUAACAACGUUUGUCAACAAUCAGUCAACGAGUGAAUGGUGGACCCCAAGCUGUCCGACCUCAAAGUCCACACCUUUUACUACCAUGAUAUCCUGCUUUUCAAGUAGCUUCUUGCUUACCCUCCUGCAGAUCCCCCUUAACUCUCCAAUUCACCUGCACACCAAAUCGUUCGGGGUCAUGAUUCCUCAGCUGGCCAGCUUGUACCCCAAUAUGGAGCUAGUGCUUGAGAUGUCACCCGAAUCAGCUCCAUUCCUGAUGUUCACCCCUGGAAAUGUGACCCUCAUGCCAGUGAUGAACGUCCAGAUCUGCGCCCUCCUGCCCGACUCCUCUGAGCUCAAACCACUCUUCCAGCUCAGGGUGAGAACCAAUGUCUCCGCCACCAUCAAUGUGAGCUCCAGUAGGAUCAGUGGUUCAUUGACUCCAGGAAGUAAGCUGAAAUUGGAACUGAUACGCUCCAACAUCGGUUUCUUCAGUGUAAAUUUGAUGGAAUCCGUCUUCAAUUACUACGCAACCUACCUGGUAUACCCCUCUAUCAACGCAAAGCUGAAGGAGGGCUUCCCACUCCCUCUGCUAAAGGACAUCUACAUCAGCAGCAUCAAGUUCCAAAUCUACGAGAACUUCUUGCUCUUGGGGGCCAAAAUUGAAGACUGAGGAGGAGCAGCAACUGUGGCUGGAGGAGUGGCUGGCACCACACCUGGACUUCCCCUGCCCUGUGGCGCCCCAGGGGCUC